CGCUCCCAUGAAAAAUCACCAGUGCCCGUUAAAAAUUAAAGGAGUGGUGCUGGAAUUAUCUGGAAUUAUGGAUUCGUUUAGGAAGUUUAUGUUCUUUAGAUCUAUUAAAAUUAUUAAUGAUAAUUCAUGAUUUCUGUAGGCAUGUUUUAGACUGCAUCAAGAUUAAUUCUCGACAUGUGAAAACUCUACAAAUAUUCUGUAUAUAAUCAAAAGAAAGUUUGGUAUAGAUUAACAUCUGCACCAAGAUAAAGAAAAAAAAAACGUAUUUGAAUAAUUUCUGUUAUUCUUUUUAAAACGCACUGCAUCAACAAUUUUACAUAACUUAUUAUCAUACUGGAAACCAGUCACAAAAUGAUAACUGCUUCAAAUUGAAAAGCUUGAACUUUGAAAAUUUCAAACCUAACAGAAUCUCAUUAGGCCAAUAGCCAAAGGAAUUCUGUGUCUUUGCGUGUGAAUGUUGGGCAAUGAGGACUUACAGUAAUGUAAAAAGUUAAUGUUCCAAUUCCAAAUUUAAUUACAAUAGACUUUAGUUAUACAAUAUUUUCAAAACUCAUAAUAAUACAAAAAAAUGAAAUAAAAAAAAAAAUUAAAAAAAAAUCUGGCCCAGGUGAGAUUCGAACUCACGAUCUCUGGAUUACAACGCGAACUCGCUAACUACUACACCAUUGUGGAGUUAUGACGUCAUGAGACAAACAUAAGUAUAUAUAAUAAAGUUCAGUAAUGGCAGCGUGACGAAAGUCGUUUCAAAAUGAAAAUAUUGUGUUUUAUUUCUUUUUUUCUUCGUAGAAAAUGUAUUUAGCAUUUAUUUCUUAUUAUCAAACGCUCAUUUGCAUUUUUAUUCAAUAUUCAAAGCAGUAAGCGAGACGCUUUUGUCAACCGUAAACAGUAAGCGUCUACUGACGUCUUUACUGAUUAAUUACUAUGUGCAUAGUGUACUUGAAAAAAUCCGAACAACACCGAUUCCAAAAAGUACCACGAAUUUUCAACUCGAUAGUAUACACAAUUAGAUCUCUCUAUUCAUUUUCUUUUUCAUACGUUUAACCGUAAUGCGACGCUAUCGGCGCCGCUUCGCGGCGCCGGUAGCUCUGCUAUUACUUCUUUGGUCUUGGUAACUGUUCAUUCUGAAACACAAUUGAAAUCACAGGCUUACAGGUUCAAGAAAGUUCCAGUGUCUGGCAGUGGUUGUGUAUCUUUUCAAGAAAGUUAUUUAAUAUCUACACCUGAUUUUGGAUGCUGAUCAGACUAUGUAUUUAUAAAAAAACAAGCUGAUUUAAAUUGUGUGUAUGAGAUACUUGUACUUUAGUGAAUUAGAAUGGCUGCUUCAAACCAGGCAGUAUAUUUGAUGGAAGGAGGCUAUCCAAAAGAAAUCUUCAGAAAUGGGACUUUUGACUUAAAAUACCUUUGUAAUUUUUGCAAUGCUAUUUUGCGAGAACCAGUGCAAUCAUUUUGUGGCCACAGAUUUUGCAAAUCAUGUAUGGAAGCUAAUAUAAGUUCUGGUGAACAGAUAAAAUGUACUCAGUGUGAAAAAGAGGAUGUUGAAUCAGGAGAUGCAAGUAUUAUCUCGCCAGAUCAGAUAUUUCCAGACAAUGCUAUCAAGAGAGAGAUGUCAAAGCUUAAGGUUGAUUGUGCAAAUGCUAAUUGCAAAUGGAGUGGGAGUUUCAGACAGUAUGAGGAGCAUUAUCAUUUUUGUGAAUUCAAAAAGGUGCAAUGCCCAAGUUGCGGACUGAGCAUUCUUCAGAAAGAUAUGGGGGUGCACUUAGAGCGUGAUUGUAAAAAAAUCAAAGUUACUUGUGAUGAAUGUGGUCAAGAGAUUUUAAGAGAAAUGUUAAACCAACAUCAGCAAAGUGAAUGUCAGACACAAAAAAUAAAGUGCCCUGUAGGAUGUGGAGAGAUUGAGCGGAAAAAUUACUAUGAGCAUUAUCACCAAAAGAAACAUGAUGUCUGGGUGGUGCAAGAAAUUGGAAAGAUUAAUGCGACUCUUAAAGAGCUCCAUACAUCAGAUAGUAGGCUUCAACAACAUGUGUCCGAAAGUACAGCAGUUACAACACAGAUGAAUGAAAAACUUGCGGUAUUGGAGCGUCAGGUACAAGGACUUCAUAACCAACAGAGUGAAUCCGGAAACGUUACUGCAAUAAGCGGGGUGCCAAAUAUCGACAUGAAAAUUAGGCAAGCUAUUGAAUUACAACUGCAGUCAGUUAAUGAAAGAUUAGAUGUAAAAACGGGAACGUUUGAGGGGAUUGCUAGUGCACUGCACAGAGAGCUGGAAAAAACAAUCACAGCUGUUGAGAAACUUGAAAGGCACAGACGGGAAAUGGAAACGCAAAUAGAGCAGAACCAAAAUAAAAUUCGAUCCCUAGAAAGAAGUCUAGCACUGAAGGACAUGACGAUGGCGGAAUUAGAACUUAAAGCACAAUCGAUGGAAGCCGCAAGCUAUGACGGUACAUUCAUGUGGAGAGUGCAUGAUUUUAAUAAGAAGCACCAGGAUGCUCUACAUGGCCGAACCAUCAGCAUCUACUCACCACCAUUUUACACUACUCGUAGAGGAUACAAGAUGUGUGCCAGACUCUAUCCAAAUGGAGACGGUAUGGGAAAAGGUUCACAUCUGUCCUUGUUUUUCGUGGUCAUGAGGGGAAACUAUGAUGCACUUUUGAAGUGGCCGUUUAGUCAACGGGUGACCUUCUGUAUGAUUAACCAAACUGGCGGUGAACACGUGAUUGACUCGUUUAGACCAGACCCACAAAGCUCGUCAUUCAAGAGACCGACUUCUGAUAUGAACAUAGCAUCAGGAUGCCCGCUGUUCAUCCGGCUAGAGAUGUUACAGAACCCUAAUCAUGGUUUUCUGAAGGACGACACGUUAUUCCUCAAAAUAGCUGUUGAUACAAGUGAUCUUACUGACCCAGUAUCAAAUUUCGAAGACAGAAUUAAACCAGUUCAGGCUUAGAAAUGUUUGCUUGGCAGUGUCACUUUGCUUUAAGUCAUUAAGAUAUUGUCUCAAAAACAAAAACAAAAACAAAUCCCCGCCGUUACAUGACUGAAAUACUGUUGAAAAACGGCGUUAAACCAAAAACAAACAAAAACAAAAACAAAAUAGACUGACAACCUUACAGGAAUGUGUAGGAUUACAUUUUACCAACUUUAUUAGCCCACCAUCAUCAGAUGGUGGGCUAUUCAAAUCACUCUGCGUCCGUGGACCAUCCAUCCGUCAUUCCGUCCGUUAACAAUUUCUCGUUAUCGCAUCUCCUCAGAAACUACUGGAGGAAUUUUGACCAAACUUUGUAAGAAUGAUGUAUUGGUAACCUAGUUGUGUCCCCCUGAAAAUCAGACUGGUUCAACAAUUUUUGAGUGAGUUAUGGCCCUUUGUUUAUUUUUAUGAUUUACAUAGAUUUAUAUAGGAAAAAACUUUGAAAAUCUUCCUGUCAAAAACCACAGGGCCUAGGGCUUUGAUAUUUAGUAUGAAGCAUCAUCUAGUGGUCCUUUACCAAGAUGAUUCAAAUUGCUGAGUAUAUCCCUUGGGUCAAAUAUGGCCCCGCCCCGGGGUCACAUGGUUUAUAUAGACUUAUAUAGGGAAAAACUUUGAAAACCCUCUUGUCCAAAACCACAGGACCUAGGGCUUUGAUAUUUUGUAUGUGACAUCAUCUAGUAGUCUUCUACUAAGGUUGUUCAAAUUAUCCCCCUAGGGUCAAAUAUGGCCCCGUCCUGGGGGUCACAUGGUUUACAUAGACUUAUUUAGGGAAAAACUUUGAAAAUCUUCUUGUCUAAACCACAAAGCCUAGGGCUUUGACAUUUGUAAUGUAGCAUCAUCUAGUGGUUUUUUACCAAGUUUGUUCAAAUUAUCCCCCUAGGGUCAAAUAUGGCCCCGCCCUGGGGGUCACAUGGUUCAUAUAGACUUAUAUAGGGAAAAGCUUUUAAAAUCUUCUUGUCAAUAACCUACAACAUUCAAAUUUGGACCACAUGUAUGGUUUUGAAUGGCAAGAUGAACCUUGACAUGAGUUGACCUUGAUUUUGACCUAGUGACCUGCUUUCACAUUUCUGUAGCUACAGCCUUCAAAUUUGGACCACAUGUAUAGUUUUGUGCACUGAAAAAAACUUUGACCAUGACAUUGACCUAGUGACCUACUUCAUAUUUUUGAAGGUACAGGCUUCAAAUUUGGACCACAUGCAUAGUUUCGUGUUCCGAAAUGAAAUUUGACCUUGAUUUUGACCUAGUGACCUACUUUCACAUUUCUGUAGCUACAGGCUUCAAAUUUAGACCACAUGCAUAGGAUUGUGUACCGAAACAAACUUUGACCUUGACAUUGACCUAGUGACCUACUUUCACAUUUUUUAAGGUACAGGCUUUAAAUUUGGACCACGUGCAUAGAUUUGUGUUCUGAAGUGUAAUUUGACCUUGAUUUUGACCUAAUGACCUACUUUCACAUUUCUCAAGCUACAGCCUUCAAAUUUGGACCACUUGCAUAGUUUUAUGUACCGAAAUAUACUUUGACCUUAAGGUUGACCUAGUGACCUACUUUCAAAUUUCUCAAACUACAGCCUUCAAACUUGAUGCACAUGCAUAAUUUUGUGUACAAAGAACUUUGUCCUUGAAAUUGAUCUAGUGACCUACUUUCACAUUCCUCAAGCUACAGCUUUCGAAUUUGGACCACAUGCAGUGUUGUGUACGGAAAUGAAAUUUGACCUUGAGCUAGUCAGUAAGUCUUGAAAUUUGGAACACUCAAAAAUGGCACAUUGGUGGGCGCCAAGAUCACUCUGUGAUCUCUUGUUGUGUUCUGAAUUGAAAUUCGACAUUGAUUUUUAUCUAGUACCUACUUCCACACUUCUCAAGCUGCAGCCUCCAAAUUUGAAGCACAUGCAUAGUUUUGUAUACCGAAAUGAACUUUGACCUUGAAAUUGAUCUUGUGACCUACUUUCAAAUUUCUCGAGCUACAGCAUGGACCACAUGCAUGGACCACGUGCACAGUGAUGUGUACUGAAAUGAAAUUUGACCUUGAUUUUGACCUUGAGCUAGUCUUGAAAUUUGGAACAAUCAAAAAUGGCUCAAUGGUGGGCGCCAAGAUCACUCUGUGAUCUCUUGUUACUGUAGACAGACAAAUGAUUCAUAGUAUUCGAACUUGACUUUGAUUCAGCUCAGUAGAUUUUUAAUAACAACUCGUCUUUUUGUUUGGCUUUUGAUUUUUCUGAAGUGAAAACGAUAAGAGAACAGAUUAACAACUAACUUCAGAGAUUUACAAGUAAUUGAGUGCUUGGAAUGUUACCUUUCCUGAACAGACACAAUCAAGUCGGGUCCGACUGACAGUGAAACUGCCAGCAAAUUUGAUAACAGAUUUUUUGCAUAGUAUGUUAGAACUGAGAAGCAAACAUUUUUGACCUGAUGUUUUAAACAAACGUCUGUCUUAUAACUUUUUAAGUUAUAAAAAAAGACGAAUAUCAAACAGGGAAUAGACAUUAUAUUAAACAACAUCCAAAUCAGUAACGUGAUUAGAAAACAUAGCCAUAGGCACAGCUAAAUCUUUACACGACGUGUUACCGACUUGAGAAACAUUCAUUUUCGCUAAAAGAAAGAACAUCAUCCAAUAAGACGUUACAAAACGACACAACACAUUACCAUGUCCAUCUGUUGCACGAUGUUCAUAUUUCUUAGGAUAUUACAUGAAUAUGUGUCCUAUAACAAUUGUAAAUAUAUGUCAGUGUUGAUUUGUAUAGUCCGCUGGAAAUACGUAUAGGUAAGUAUGGUAUUAUCGUUAUUAUCACAUUUACUUAAUUAAUUACUUACUUAAUGGUUUUUAGCUCGACUUUUCGAAGAAAAAGUAGAGCUAUUGUACUCGCCCCGGCGUCGGCGUCGCCGUUGGUUAAAGUUUUUGUUAAAGUCAAAUAUCUCUGUUACUAUCAAAGCUAUUGACUUGACUCUUAAAAUAGUUAUUUACUAUCAAAGUGUACCACGGGAGAAACAGUCCCCAUAACUCUGAUUUGAAUUAUGACAGAAUUUUUCCCUUUUUUAACUUAGAAUUUUUGGUUAAAGUUUUUUUAUAAAGUCAAAUAUCUCUCUUACUAUCAAAGCUAUUGACUUGAAACUUAAAAUUAUUAUUUACUAUCAAAGUCUACACCAAGUUAAACAAUCCCCAUAACUCUGGUUUGAAUUUUGACAGAGUUAUGCCCCUUUUUAACUUAAAUUUUUUUGUUAAAAUUUUUGAUAGUCAACUAUCUGUUACUAUUAAAGCUUUUGACUUGAAACUCAAAGUAGUUAUUUACUAUCAAAGUCUACACCAGGAGACACAAUUCCCAUAACACUGAUUUGAACUUUGACAGAAUUAUGCCCCUUAUUAACUCAAAUAUCUCUGUUACUAUCAAGCUUUUGACUUGAAACUUAAAAUACUUGUUUACCGUCAAAAUCUACACCAGGAGACACAAUUCUUAUAACUCUGAUUUGAAUUUUGACAGAAUUAAGUCCCUUUUUAACUUGGAUAUUUUUUUACUGGCAAAGCUCUAAUUCAAAGUAAAGCACUGAGAAAAGUCGAGCGCGCUGUCUUACAGACAGCUCUUAUUAAAAGAAGUUUAGUUGCAUUUUCGUUUCAUUUCGUUAAAUAACUAGUACCUUAUAAUUGAGGUCUGGGCCUUUCGUGAUCAUGUCGUUAAAGCCCUGCUUGUAUUUCUGUGUAUGGAACCUAUGAUUACAAUAGGUAACAGCUAACGGCCACACGUUAGCACGCAAAACUACAGGUAUUGUUUAUAGAAAUCUAUAUAAAAUGGAUUCUACUUUGACAGGCGUCACUGUUCAUAGUCAGGAUUUUCAUGCUUUUUAGUGACAAAGGUUAAAUUGUAGGAUUGGAGCAGGUCUUUAAGUCACUUGCCCCUCAACCAUGUUGGCUUUAUAUGUAGAAGUGUUCAUGUGACGAAACCUUCCAGCUUGCUUAUAAAACGUCGGUGGUUCUACCAAGGUGCCCGAUUGUGCCUGAAAAAAAAUGCACGAAGACUUCCUGCAUUAUCAAAGCUGGAUGAGCGCCAUAUGACCUUCAUUGCCACGGUGUGAUUUAAACUCCAACAAAAAUAAGUACGGAUGCAAAAGAAGGGCAAAGAUUUAUGCGUUUUUGAGAAUUUUCGGCCGCUUAUUAUUCUCUUGAAUAUAAGUUGUUAGGUCAAAUCUGACUUUAACUUGCAAAAUGAAAAAUAACCAUUAAUAUGACAGUAUGCUGUAAUUAAAGGCAACAUGAAAUACGAAGACGAGCAUAUGCAUGUAUCGUGAGGAGGUCUUCCGAGAUGUAUUUUGUGUCUGAAAAUAGGCAACGUCUCGACUCGUCAUACAUUUAUCGGUUGACUUUCCCGUUUGUCAGUCUUAUUUUAAGUUUUGAAAGAUCAGAUUAGGCAAAUCCAGAACUAAUGUUCUGUAUUGGAAUAAAUAUUACGAAAACUCGAAACUGUAAGCAUGUAAGUAAUAUGCAGUAAUGCAUUGUAUAGCUCAAACAAUGGUAUUGUAAAUAGGCCAAUUCGCAGCGUCCGUUGUUAUUUUAUUAUACAAAUCUAUCCAUUUAUGUACAGAUUUCUAUUUGUUACAAAGAUUAUAUACCCGUUUGACAAAACGGGACGUACUAUUCUGAUUUAACUUUUCUUUGGGAAGGGCUGCGUCGUCGACGUGGUGCAAAACCUUGUUUAAAGUAUCAAAAACUUGGGGCGUACAAUGUCCCGCUUUGCGGAACUCUUGUACUUGAAUAUAAAAGUGUUCGUAUGCAUCAUUAAAUUUCUUUAUGGUACUCCAUUAUGGGUCUUUAACUGGUUUUCUAAUUUUGAUUAUCGGGUCUUUAAAAUUAAAAGGAAUUUAUAAACACGAAUAAAACGCGUGGCGCGAAAUUAUCCAGGCGUGUGUAAAGUAUUGUUGUUUCAAAUCAGUCGACGGGCGUUACUGAUAGAAGAAAGUCGUUUGUGCGCUAAAUUUUUCUGGAAUAAAUCUGUAAAAGUGAGGCCGGAUAUAUAAUAUAUAAAUAUACUAAUGAUGUUUUAUUUAAAUAUAUAUAUAUAUAUAUAUAUAUAUAUAUAUAUUUUUUUUUUUUUUUUUUUUUUUUUGGUUCGCAUAUAUUUUAUUAUUUAGAAAUUCAUAUUUUUGAAAGAUAAAUAGCUCUUUUAUCAAAUUCCAAACAUGUGGUUAUUCUAAGUAACUUACAAUAUCUAUUUGAUGUCAUUUCAUGCACAUAUUCUAGUAGUUGUUUAAUACUAUGUUAAUCAUAUAUUAAUUAAUACAAUUGUAUGAAUCAUUAACAAUAAUUGUUAUAAAAUAAAGAUCAGUAACGCACCGCAUUCUUUGAAACCGUCACCAGUGUUGUUUUUUUUUCUUAUCACAGUAUAAUCAAGAAAUGUUUUAUUUUCGGACGAGCGUAACGAGGGAGAAAAUAAAAGCAGAAGAAUUACAUCUAUUUAUAUGAUAACUUGAUUUAUUUUUAAUUAUAAUAUUGUUAUUUUGAAUUCUGCUGUAUUGUAUAUUUUGAAUUAUAUUAUGCAUUCAUGAGUUCUUUUUAUCCUCUACGUUUUCAGAGUAGAUAUUUUUCAUGCCUGUUGUUUUAGUGAUAUGUUGCUAGAGAAAUUUGAUUACGCUUAUGUUUGGAUAAAAGUAAAACUGCAAGUUUAUUGGAAACAAGAUCUGUAAGAAGAUCCUUUGGAAGCAUAGAAAGCAACCAAGUAUAAUAAUAGCAGACUCGGUUUGAUUGAGUCUGUUCAUGAGAGGUAAUGGCAAGUGCAACACCCCUCACGCCCCCUAGCACCGGCAGCGGAACUAUACUACCAAUGAACAUUGAGUGGACACCAUGAUCUCUAAGGACCACUUGAAUUCAGGAAAAUUUUGUUACUGAAUGCAGGGAAAACGUUUUUAGCUCACCUGUCACAAAGUGACAAGGUGAGCUUUUGUGAUCGCGCAGUGUCCGUCGUCCGUCGUCCUUCCAUGCGUCCGUAAACUUUUGCUUGUGACCACUCUAGAGGUCACAUUUUUCAUGGGAUCUUUAUGAAAGUUGGUCAGAAUGUUCAUCUUGAUGAUAUCUAGGUCAAGUUCGAAACUGGGUCACGUGCCUUCAAAACCUAGGUCAGUAGAUCUAAAAAUAGAAUAACCUUGUGACCUCUGUAGAGGCCAUAUAUUUCACAAGAUCUUCAUGAAAAUUGGUCAGAAUGUUCACCUUGAUGAUAUCUAGGUCAAGUUCGAAACUGGGUUACGUGCCAUCAAAAACUAGGUCAGUAGGUCUAAAAAUAGAAAAACCUUGUGACCUCUCUAGAGGCCAUAUAUUUCACAAGAUCUUCAUGAAAAUUGGUCAGAACGUUCACCUUGAUGAUAUCUAGAUCAAGUUCGAAACUGGGUCACGUGCCAUCUAAAACUAGGUCAGUAGGUCAAAUAAUAGAUAAACCUUGUGACCUCUCUAAAGGCCAUAUUUUUCAUGGGAUCUGUAUAAAAGUUGGUCUGAAUGUUCAUCUUGAUGAUAUCUAGGUCAAGUUCGAAACUGGGUCACGUGCGGUCAAAAACUAGGUCAGUAGGUCUAAAAAUAGAAAAACCUUGUGACCUCUCUAGAGGCCAUAUAUUUCAUGAGAUCUUCAUGAAAAUUGGUCAGAAUGUUCACCUUGAUGAUAUCUAGGUCAAGUUCGAAAGUGGGUCACGUGCCUUCAAAAACUAGGUCAGAAGGUCAAAUAAUAGAAAAACCUUCUGACCUCUGUAGAGGCCAUAUUUUUCAUGGGAUCUGUAUGAAAAUUGGUCUGAAUGUUCAUCUUGAUGAUAUCUAGGUCAAAUUCGAAACAGGGUCAACUUCGGUCAAAAACUAGGUCAGUAGGUCUGAAAAAAGAAAAACCUUGUGACCUCUCUAGAGGCCAUACUUUUGAAUGGAUCUCCAUAAAAAUUGGUCAGAAUGUUCACCUUGAUGAUAUCUAGGUCAAGUUUGAAACUGGGUCACGUGCCUUAAAAACUAGGUCAGUAGGUCAAAUAAUAAAAAAAACCUUGUGACCUCUCUAGAGGCCAUACUUUUCAUGGGAUCUGUAUGAAAGUUGGUCUGAAUGUUCAUCUUGAUGAUAUCUAGGUCAAGUUUGAAACUGGGUCAACUGCGGUCAGAAACUGGGUUAGUAGGUCUAAAAUUAUUAAAAUCUUUUGACCUCUCUAGAGGCCAUAUUUUUCAAUGGAUCUUCAUGAAAAUUGAUCUGAAUGUUCACCUUGAUUAUAUCUAGGUCAGUUUCGAAACUGGGUCACGUGCAGUCAAAAACUAGGCCAGUAGGGAUAAAAAUAGAAAAACCUUGUGACCUCUCUAGAGGCCAUAUUUUUCAUGAGAUCUUCAUGAAAAUUAGUGAGAAUGUUCACCUUGAUGAUAUCUAGAUAAAGUUCAAAACAGGGUCACGUACCUUCGAAAACUAGGUCAAUAGGUCAAAUAAUAGAAAAACCUUGUGACCUCUCUAGAGACCAUAUUUUUCAAUGGAUCUUCAUGAAAAUUGGUCAGAAUUUUUAUCUUGAUUAUAUCUAGGUCAAAUUCAAAACUGGGUCACAUGAGCUCAAAAACUAGGUCACUAUGUCAAAUAAUAGAAAAAACGACGUCAUACUCAAAACUGGGUCAUGUGGGAAGAGGUGAGCGAUUCAGGACCAUCAUGGUCCUCUUGUUUAUUAUUGGCCAUAGGGAAAACACGAGACCAGUUUUCUGUGGUACAACAUGGAUGGUACCUCCAAUUUUUAGGUGUAUUUUAACAUGUCUAUACCUUGUAAGAUUUUUUUUCUUUUUGGUUAAAUUUCUUCCCUUUGUUGUUCCUGUCCUUUAGGCUUAGAUAUUUUUUCUGAGGACCUUCUUGCCCUCAAGUGCAAUGAUAACAGGUGAGCGAUAUAGGGCCAUCAUGGCCCUCUUGUUCUUAAGUUCGAAUAUUAUGAAUCAUUUUGUCUGUCUUUAAUACCUGAUUUCGUAGUUACAUUUUCCUGAAUACAUUCCAGUUUUGACACCCUGUAGCUAAAAUGAGAGGAGCAAACAUCUCAAACUUUGAACUUUAUUUUAUUUAUACGUUUAUUUUUGUUAGUGGGAUCAACUUGUUUUGUUAACCUAUAGAUUAGUCGAGGUUUUAUUCUGAAAACGUAGAGGAUGAAAAGAUAGAAUAUGCAUUAUGUCGAUAAUUUUCUUAUUGAUAGAUUAUCUUUGUAUAUUAAUUGUUUUAUGCAUAUGAAACUAUUUUGUGUUGAUAUAAAUAGUUAAGUACUGUUUUGUUAUUGGUAUUCCUCUUAUCCGCCAUUUGAAAUGUUUUUCUCAAGUGGUAAUGUUUGAGGUGAUGUAAUUGCUAUGUAAGUUGUGGUACUGAAUCUGUCAUUACAGAUCAUUCUAUCAUCAACUUACGUAUAUAGAAAAUUUCCAUAUUGUGUUUUGUUUUAUGUGCUUGCCCAAAGAGGUGAUUUUAAUGUAUUAAUUAUCAAAAAUUAAAGUAUUUGUUUACGUGGUAACUAAAUAUUGCUCUAUUAUAGAAAGUAUGUUGUAAAUAACAUUGCUUAAAUGUAGUCGUUGCCGAAAUCUAACAAUUAUUCCAUUAAAUGUCUUGUAUCCAGUUAGGAUGCAUCUGACCGAUUUAUCAUAGUUUCAAGUUUCAACUUUAUUCAUUUUCAUCCAGAAAGUCAGAGACUUAUGUGACAAUACAGAAAUAGAUAUAGAUAUGAAAAGUUGUAUUAAAAGUAUAUAUUCUAAUGACAUAUGAAAAUUCAUUUUCAAUAUAUUGUGUUUGUUUUAUUCAUUAUAUUUUUACAGGUACGUUUCAAUAGUUUGAAAAUAUGUAUUUAUUACAAACGUCUUGCCAUCCUUCAAUGGAUGUUGGAAAUAGCAUACCGCUUUAUGAUCUGGAAAGACAUAUACUUUGUACACGAACGCCUUCGUGGUUUAGUUCCUGCGCGUCUGAACUCUGAACCAUAACUCAAGCGGCAAACCACUUGAAGGCCUUCAUUAUUUGUUAAAUCUUACACUGCAACAAACACGUUUUCUUAUGUCGGUUGACAAGACUUGGCUGACACUGUGUUCCUUUAUUUGUAUGUUUGCUUUGUGUGUGUGUGGUGUGCGUGUGUUGGUCGUGUGCGCGUUUAGGGAGGUUGCGUUUUUAGAACGUAGCUUUCCCUGUUGGAUAUUCUUGUUGUGUUCUUUUACCAAGGAACACGUAAAUUUUAUAAUGGCGAAAAGAUAGUUAUCUGACGUGUUCUUAAAACGAAUGAAUUAGUAUAUUGACAUUACAUUUAUACAAGUAAUUAGUAUAAUAAAUAUUUGCAGACGCAAUACACUAUUUUUAAUAAUAUGAAUAUCUGCUAUUAAACACAGUUUAAAUACUUAUUUAUGUGGUUAUAUUAAAAGCAUUAACAUGCUUAAAGGGAUUUCGGUCAUUUCACAUUACAUUAAGUAUUCCAAAGUUAACUCUACAAUUUUUCAAAACAUGGUCUUUGAAACUUCUGUUUGUCAAAAUUUUUUCUCAACACAACAAAAAACAACAACAUUGGAUAGGAAAACUUUUAAACAACGACAGUAACCUCAUGUGCAGCAGCAUUUUUAGCUCGACUAUUCAUAGAAUAGUAGAGCUAUUGGACUCACCCAUGCGUUCGCGUCCGCGUCCCGAUUUGGUUAAGGUUUUGUAUGUAAGCUGGUAUCUCAGUAACCACUUGUGGGAAUGGAUUGAAACUUCACACACUUAUUCACUGUGAUAAACUGACCUACAUUGCACAGGUUCCAUAACUCUGUUUUGCUUUUUUACCAAAUUAUGCCCCUUUUUCGACUUAGAAAUUCUUGGUCAAGGUUUUGUAUGUAACAGUAAGCUGGUAUCUCAGUAACCACUUGUAGGAACGAAUUGAAACUUCUCACACUUAUUCACUGUGAUAAACUGACCUAUAUUACACAGGUUCCAUAACUCUAUUUUGCUUUUUUAGAAAAUUAUGUCCCCUUUUCGACUUAGAAAUUCUUGGUUAAGGUUUUGUAUGUAAGCUGGUAUCUCAGUAACGACUUGCGGGAAUGGAUUGAAACUUCACACACUUAUUCACUGUGAUAAACUGACCUACAUUGCACAGGUUCCGUAACUCUGUUUUACUUUUUUAUGAAAUUAUGCCCCCUUUUCGACUUAGAAAUUCUUGGUUAAGGUUUUGUAUGUAAGCUGGUAUCUCAGUACACACUAAUGGGAAUGGAUUGAAACUUCACACACUUGUUCACUGUCAUGAUCUGACAUGCACUGUGUAGGUCCCAUAACUCUACUUCGCAAUUUUUUCAAAAUUAUGCCUUUUUUUCGACUUAGCAGUUUUUAGUUAAGUUUUUGUAUGUAAGCUGGUAUUUCAUUAUCCACUUAUGGGAAAGGAUGAAAAUUUCACGCACUUGUUCACUUUAUGAGCUGAUAAGCAUUGUGAAGGUUCCAUAACCCAUUUUCCCAAUUUUACAAAAUUAUGCCCCUUUUUCGACUUUUGUAUUAUUCAAUUGACAAGGCUGUUGAAUAGUCGGGCGUUGCUGUCCUCCGACAGCUCUUGUUAUACAAAUGUUGAUCAGAUGUUGCGCAGCUUAUUAUCUGAACUAUAAUACAAUGGUUUAAUUGAUUACCGGACGCCUAGAAAACCCCUAGAUGCGGUUACUGGACGAUUAGAGCGUAGGCUAGGCGUCCGGUUACCUGACGGCUAAACUCUUUCAUAAGAAAAUGUGUUAAAUUGUCAUAGAAUACAUUAUAUUCUGCAUAAUCAUUAUAUUCUUAGCAGAAUUAGACGGAUUUUCAUGUUACAUAUGCAUACGAAAUUGAUUAUUCGAAAUAUUUAUUCAAAAAAUGUUUUGUCUGUUUGAUGUUUUUUCUUGAUCUAUGGCUUUAUCCGAAUUUUCACGUUUUAAAUUUUACGUGCUACGUUUUUAGUGUGAAGUAUUUUGUAUUUCACGUUUACUAGAUACUAAUCACAGUAAUGUAUUUUUAAUAGUUUACUGGUGGGAUUUUUCCGUAGCUUUGGCCCAGCAAACUGAUGUUGGAUAUUGUCCAGCCAUAUUGAGAAAACGGUUGACCGGCGAUUUAUAUAAUGAGUCGUGUAACAUUCAAAAUACUUCACACUACAAACGUAUUACCUGACGGCUAAAUUCUUUCAUAAGAAAAUGUGUCAAAUUGUCAUAUUAUUCAUAUUUCUCCUUAUGGAAAUAAAUACAUAUUGUACAUUAUAUUUUGUCGUAACUUAUCUUUCAGUAGUCAGAAAAAUGCGUUGUUCUAAAACCUUUUAAAAAUUAAAUGUUAAUAAACUGUU
Messenger RNA from Mercenaria mercenaria, 14209 nucleotides. RefSeq names its product TNF receptor-associated factor 2-like. NCBI's taxonomy places the organism in Eukaryota, Metazoa, Mollusca, Bivalvia, Venerida, Veneridae. The record is from RefSeq and is a predicted model, not a curated record. Gene Ontology annotation, biological process: positive regulation of JNK cascade; protein K63-linked ubiquitination; regulation of canonical NF-kappaB signal transduction. Bases 1313 to 2941 code for a protein of 542 amino acids. Gene Ontology annotation, cellular component: cytoplasmic side of plasma membrane; plasma membrane signaling receptor complex. Gene Ontology annotation, molecular function: ubiquitin protein ligase binding; tumor necrosis factor receptor binding; zinc ion binding. The transcript has 8 exons.